Molecule: messenger RNA, 1008 nt
Organism: Acaulospora morrowiae
Lineage: Eukaryota; Fungi; Glomeromycota; Glomeromycetes; Diversisporales; Acaulosporaceae
Source: the annotation of a GenBank genome assembly
AUGGCUUCUUCGAAAGGUACGGACAAGGUUUUGGAAAAAAUCAAUGAAUCCGUCGAAUCCGGAAAUUACUAUGAGGCACACCAAAUGUACCGCACAGUUUGUAGGCGAUAUGCGAAGCAAAAAAAGUACAAUGACGCUAUAAACCUCUUAUUUCCCGGAGUUCAAAUCUUAUUGAAACACAUGCAAAGCGGCAGCGGAUCCGAUUUAACAUUGUACAUGAUUGACGUGUACAAUGAAGCGGAACUGCAAGUUUCCGAUGAGUCCAGAGACCGAAUUAUUCAAUUGUUGGAGCUAUUUCCACCGGAUGAACCUGGUCGCAAGAGGGUCAUCGAUUCGGCUAUCAGUUGGUCAACCAAAUUUGGAGAGAAUCCGGCUGGUGAUCCAAAAUUACAUCAAUUUGUUGCAGAAUUGUUAUGGAAAGAUAAAAAGUAUUCCGAUGCGGAACCACAUUUUCUUGCCGGUGCGUCGGACAGCAGUAAAUUAUACGGGAGGAUGUUGGUUGAAUGGUCGGAACAAGAUCAUCCAUCCAAGAGAGGCGCCUAUAUUGCCCGUGCGGUGCUACAGUAUUUGUGCUUACGAAGCAUCCGUGAUGCAAAGAUAGCGUUUGAAAGUUUCAUUUCAGAAGUUUGCUUGAAAGAUCCAAGCCUAAAGGCGGAAAACGUUCCAUAUCGUCCAACGAUGACUGGUGACCCUGUCGAUGUGACAACCUAUAGGUUGCCAUUGUUAAACUUUUUGCAAUUGUUAAUACUAACGGUUCAACGAGAAGCUUCAGAUUUAUUUGUCACCCUUCGUAACAAAUAUAAAAGUGUUUUAUCCGUUGAGCCUAUGUUUGAAGACCUAUUAAACAAGAUUGGUGAAACGUUCUUUAACAUAAGGGCAUUAAGACCACCGCAAUUUAAUAUCUUCCAAGAUAUCAUGAACAGUUUACUCGCACCACCAGGUGGUGGAUCAUCAUCUCCUGCGGGGACUUCUCACACGAGAACCAAUCUCCAGAAUGAUUUAUUGUAA